UACUAGAAGAAUUAUUAAAUUUUCAAUAUCUUUACCGAUUUCAGGUAAGAUGAUAAAAAAUUUAGCUUUAUUGUAUAUAUUUUAUGUAUCCGUGUUAUUGAUAACUUAAUUUUCCUUCAUUUUUCCAGUUCUUUUUAUUCUGUUUCAAGUUCGUUGUUUCGUCGCUUAUGUCGUUUGAAUAUGGACUACAAGGAUUACAAAAGAAUUUUAUACACUGGUUUGAGUUUCUUCUCUUACCCACGUUAACCGUGAUUUACGUGAUAAUAGUAAUUGUUGUAUGCAUACGACUCGAAGCCUUUUUUAAACAAAUUAAGCGCACAAAAUAUCUUUGUAUCAAAGUUCUGUCUCGUGUUCAUAGAGGGCCUUUAAGACGAAAAGCUAUUAAAAUGUUAAAGAUGAUUAAAGAGAAACCUCCGCAACUAUCAGUUUAUGGCAUGUGGAAAAUGGAGACAUCUACUAUGAUUAGUAUGAUAAACUUGGUCACUACACUUAUGGUCACUCUCUUACAAUUUACUGUAUUGUAAAAAUAUAUUUUAUAAGUAGCAAAUUUUGGUCAUUAUGACGUGCGUGUGCUAUUUCAUGUGACAUUCAGUGGAUUGAAAUUAUUAGGUACACGAUUGCUUAUUUUUGUGUAAAAUAUGAAAUAAAAUAAAACUUCGAAAAAAUUA
Molecule: messenger RNA, 668 nt
Organism: Melitaea cinxia (Glanville fritillary)
Lineage: Eukaryota; Metazoa; Arthropoda; Insecta; Lepidoptera; Nymphalidae
Exons: 3
Coding region: 168-524 (118 amino acids)
Source: RefSeq, a predicted model, not a curated record